UGUACUUGUCAUUCAGACAUCCCAGGAAUUCUACACGACUAGCCAGCCAGCACGACACAACAAGGACGUUUUGAGUUAAAACUGCGUCCUUGUCACCGAGGAACGUCAAGCAAUAGUCUUUACCCAUUUAAAGAAGGAAAUUGUGGCGGAAAAACGGCAGCUGAGGGUUCUGCUGCAGCAUGCAGAUGUGAGCUCAGACAUCAAAGAUCCUGUGCUAUCACUGCAACUCUGGACUGGUGAAAUCCUCUUCAUCCCUCUUCAUCGUCAUCCUACAUGCUCGUACAUGAAAAGAGGGGAGAAACCCGAAGGAUACCGGCAGAGGAGACCCAAAACGUUUCCCGUCACGAACUACAGUGGCAACAGCCAACAGAUGCUGCAGGAAAUACGGAACAGCCUGCGCAACCUGUCGAAACCGUCAGACCCACCUAAAGUGGACACUGGUGCACAAGGGAAGAUGCUUCCAGAGGAUUCAAGGCAACUGGGGCGCAGCAACAACCCCAAAAACCCUCACCACAAAACCUUACAGGAGAUCCGCGAGGCCCUCAUGCCUUUUAAAAAUGAGCCCAACACUUCAGGCUUGCAGCGAGAACCCCGUUUUGCAGGGCUCGAGGAGCCAAGCAUCAGUCACGGUGUAGGGCCGGCUACAGACUACAUGGGUAAGGUUGUUUCCAACCCCAGCUCUGCAGGCCUCAAACCCCCAGAGUCUUCUCACAUCCAGCCGGCUGUCCUGAGGAGGUCGAGCUGGAAGGGCUCUAAGGAAGGAAUGAUGUACCGAUCCGACAGCCCUGGACCGCCUCCUGCCUUCCCACAGGGCCACCCUACAAACAACCAGAGGGUCACACCUCCACCAAACCGCGGUGGCAUGCCUUCUGCGUCAUCCUGGGACAGCAACCCAUCAACUAAGCGGUACUCUGGAAACAUGGAUUACCUUGUGCCACGCAUUUCUCCAGUACCCCAGGGGCCGUGGCCUGAUGGGUACAGCGCAGCACCUCAGAAUCAACGUGGGAUCAGCCCAGUGCCCAUGGGCCACCAGCCCAUCAUAAUGCCAAGCUCUGGGGGCAAUAAGUUCACCUUUCCCCCUAGCUGGACUCAGAGUGGCUCCUCUCAGCAAGACUACAUGACAGGGGGCAGCAGACAUCCCCCUCCUCCGUACCCGGUCAACCAGAGUAGCCGGCACAGUCCCACUGACCAGCAGACAGGAGGACCUGCAUCCUCGCCUUCUUACCACAAUGGAGGGAAUAUCCCUCAGUCCAUGAUGGUUCCCAACCGGAGAAGUCACAACCUUGACUUGCACAUAGGUCUUCCUCAGUCCUGGUCCAGCCAGCCCCAACCUUCCUCUGGCAACGGCAGCAACCAGGACCGCUCUCCAUCAUGGCAACAGAACAUGCCAGUCCGCUCCAAUUCUCUCAACAGCCACCAGCUGAAUAGCAGAUCUACUCACCCGACCAGCUCACAGCCCUCUGCCACCACAGUCACUGCCAUCAUGCCGGCUGCCAUUCUUCUGCUGGAGAAAAGCACCCGUGUCCAGAAAGCCGAACUGCACACUGCUGUCGCUCCCACACAUCCUACAUGGAAACCGCAGGUUGCACCACCUCCUGCUGCGCCUGCCUACCUAGAACCCGCAGGUACAGUCCCGCAGGUCGUAUCUGAAGCACCUGACUACCACGGACCUCCUCCCCCUUACCCUAAGCACCUCCUCCAACAGCAGGCUGCACCCAGCCCACCAGGGUAUGACACAGGGGCCAACAGGCUCAGUGCAGGCAGAGAGGAUCCCACUGAUGAGGAGAGCAGCAGCCGUGGGGACGGCUCGAAGGAAAAACCAUCAGAAAGCCCAGAGGGUGGAGCAGCAAGAGAGGAGGACAGGAAGCAAAUCACAACAUCACCUGUUCCAGUCCGACGCAACAAGAAAGACGAAGAGCGGAGAGGGGAGUCAGGAAGAGUCAAUUUGUAUUCCCCACAGGCCUUCAAGUUCUUCAUGGAGCAACACAUAGAGAACAUCCUGAAGAACCACCAGCAGCGGAUUCACAGAAGGAAGCAACUGGAAAAUGAGAUGCAAAGGGUGGGUUUGUCUUCAGAAGCCCAGGAGCAGAUGCGUAUGAUGCUCUGUCAAAAGGAAUCUAACUACAUUCGGUUAAAACGAGCUAAGAUGGACAAGUGCAUGUUCAAACGGAUCAAGACCCUCGGCAUCGGCGCUUUUGGCGAGGUCUGCUUAGCCAGAAAAGAGGACACGGGAGCGCUGUACGCCAUGAAGACUCUCCGCAAGAAGGACGUGCUCCUGAGAAACCAGGUGGCUCACGUCAAGGCUGAGAGGGACAUUCUGGCGGAGGCCGACAAUGAGUGGGUAGUGCGUCUCUACUACUCUUUCCAAGAUAAGGACAACCUGUACUUCGUUAUGGAGUACAUCCCCGGAGGGGACAUGAUGAGCCUUCUCAUCAGACUUGGCAUCUUUAAAGAAGAGCUGGCCCAGUUUUACAUCGCAGAGCUCACCUGCGCUGUGGAAAGCGUCCACAAGAUGGGCUUCAUCCACCGAGACAUCAAGCCUGACAACAUCCUUAUAGACAGAGACGGUCACAUAAAGCUGACAGACUUUGGUCUUUGCACUGGUUUCCGCUGGACCCACGACUCAAAGUAUUACCAGAGCGGGGACCACGUGAGGCAGGACAGCAUGGACUUCAGUAAGGAAUGGGAGGAUCCAGCCAACUGCCGCUGUACAGACCGCCUGAAGCCUCUGGAAAGGAGAAAGGCCCGGCAGCACCAGCGUUGUCUGGCCCAUUCACUCGUGGGGACACCCAACUAUAUUGCACCAGAAGUGCUGCUUCGAACAGGAUACACCCAGCUCUGUGAUUGGUGGAGUGUAGGAGUGAUCUUGUAUGAAAUGGUUGUUGGACAGCCUCCCUUCUUAGCAACCACACCCCUGGAGACGCAGCUAAAGGUGAUAAACUGGAAGAGCACGCUGCACAUUCCCCCGCAGGCCAAGCUCAGCGCAGAGGCAUCGGAUCUCAUCGUUAAACUGUGCCGCGGCCCUGAGGACCGCCUCGGUAAGAACGGCGCGGAUGAAAUCAAAGCCCAUCCUUUCUUCAAAAGCAUCGACUUCUCCAGCGACCUCAGACAGCAGGUGGCACCAUACAUCCCCACCAUCGCCCACUCUACGGACACCUCCAACUUCGAUCCCGUGGACCCGGAUAAAAUGUGGAGCAGCGACGGCGAUGACGAGGACAGCCAUAACGACACGCUAAACUGUUGGUUCCGCAACGGAAAGCACCCCGAGCACGCCUUCUACGAGUUUACCUUCCGGCGCUUCUUUGACGACAACGGCCAUCCGUACAGCUGCCCCAAGCCCAUCGAGUACGAGGGCUACGAGGACGAGGCCGACUCGGUGGGCGCCGCGCAGGAGGCCGCCAGCUCCUCGGCAUUACAGGGACGAGACCUGGUCUACGUGUAGCACUCGAGGCCCGCUGACACGCUUGUACAUAAUGAGUAGACGCAGGGGGUUUUCAGUGGCAUCACAUUUGAAACAUAGGAAUUAUGUUUGUUUGGUCACAUUAACAGACUGUUUAUUUUAAAAACAAACAACAAAACCACAGUCGCAACCUAAAGGAACAAUUCAACACUUUAGGAAAUGUCAUUCUUUGAUUUCUUACCACGAGUCGGAGGAUGACAAAUAGAGAGUUACAUAGGAAGCUGGCCAUCAUUCGGUUAGCUGAGCUUAAACUCUAAAAACAGCUCUGUCCAAACUUAAAACCUGCCUGUCAGCACCACUGAGGCUCAGGAUUAACACACUGCACCCUGGUUACCUGAAGGAGGUUCUUGCUAGACACACAACUUUAUUUAUAAAGCACUGUUACACUACAACCUACAUUCACACAGUGCUCUCUCUCUCGCUCUCUCUCUAUGUACACACACACACACACACACACUUUAAGAUGCACACAGUAAACGGUCUGUGUCAUGUCCUGUUGUGUUCACGUAUAGCACGGGCUACUUCGGUGUAUUUGCACCGGUUAUGGCCACAAGCAGGAAUGCACCUCAGAGUACUGAUAGGCAUCCACACACAAAGAGAAUAGCUGCGAGGUAUCUGUCAAUAGAGCUUACAUGGUCGGAUACCAUUAAUUGAAUUGAGGGAGGUGGUAAAUGCACUAACCAGGUACAAAACCAGGUAACCAGGGACAAAACAUUAAAACCAGUCCGGUGUUGAUACAAUGCUUUUCUGUUUGGACGUUACUUUGACACGUUCACCAGAUGGUGUUAAUGUUCUGGCUGAUUGAUGUAGGUUCUUGUCAUAUUUGGGAUGCCACUCAGUUGGAAAAAAGAAGAGUGACUCGAGUCCGUCUAAGGCUUUGUUAGAUCCUAACCUAGCAACAGCUGCUUGUUUUGUAACUGGUGAAAAGAAAAUUCAAUAAAAUGAAAAGUUAGAAAACUUUUUUUUUUAAAGUUUAAAGUGCCCCAUUUUAGCUUUAGUUGACAUUAGCCAGACAUUUUUUAUGCACUGCAGCCCUAUUUUGCAGGUGCACAAAUGUGACUAAUGCCAUCAUUAAACAUCCAUACCCGACGUCAUCGAUGUUACAGAGUAAAGAUCUGUAAUUCCUGAACACCACCUCCAAUAGUCUCUUUUAAAUACUCUCAAAUUAAGGCUGAGAAUCUGCACUUUGAAUGUUUUUCUAAACCGUUAAAGUAAUAACUACAUAUCUGGACCUGAACUGUAACCCAGUGGGUUUCAGAGGUGCUGGUAGGUGGAUUUUUGUCAGAGCUGGGCCAGCUACUCCAGUAUCAUUCUCCUUCUCCUGGCAUGUUUUCCAGAAAUGCAUCCAUUUUUAAAGUGUGACAUAUGCUGCCUAAAUCUCAUAAGAGGUAUGGAAAGCAGGAAGAAGAGGAAAAUAAAAAAAUCGGGGUGCUCUCUCCCUUUUUAAAGCCUUAAUUUAUUUAAUAAGUUGUAACAUGUGAUGCUAGUGUAGAUGCUGUUUGUGCGGGAGUUUUAUUCAGUGGUUAAAAAAAUAAUACAUUUUAAUUUAUAAUUUAAUGUUUGCAGUGGGGGAUUUAGUGUUAUGACUCGUAGAAAUGUUGCAGGGAGAAAUAUUGCUCUAAUUAUUGCUGUGCCUUUUUAUUUUUGGUUAAAUAUAAAGGGGGUUAAUAAUCAAACAGGCAUAUAAUAAGUAGCAGUUGAUGAUUGAACUACAGUAGAUUUUUGUUUUUAUUUUUCUAAUUUAUAUCUAAAAUGUAUUUAUAAAUUAUGUUGUAUACAGUUGAUGUAAAUAUUUUUUUUUCUGUCCCUCCCACCCCCGCCCUCUGGGCAGGUCCUCGUUGGGGUCCACUGCUGCUGCUUUUUUUUUUUUUUUUUUUUUUUUUUUUUUUGUUAUCCAUAAACUUUAUUUUAAUGUCACUCAUAUUGGUCAACCAAAGCACUAAAUAUGUGGAUUUUCAUUUUUUGUAUAACUCACUUUUAAGGAAAAAAUCACAACACUAAGAAAAGUCAGGGUUUUUGGGUUUUUUUUUUUUUUGUUUUUUUUUUUUUUUUUUAAUUUUUAAAGCCGGAAAUGCACUUGGUCAUCUUUUGGUGAGUUUUUGUUCGACUCUUCAUCACAUAUCAGUUCCUUUUUCUUUUUUUGUGCUUUUCUCUCACUGCGUGUAGGAAAGAUCUCUGAAUGUAGUUAUCAUGGACUUACUGGUGACCACUGUUAUUCUGCACUGGUUUUGUUUUCUUUUAUGAGAGAAUUUUAUUUUUCUGUAAAUUUGUUGCUCUGGGAAAUUUAAGAACAGUGGAAACCGGGAUGAAUAAAGAAUGUAAAGAACAAAACAUGUUUUCAAGCACACAAAGCGUGAUGUAUUGUUAUCGCCAUCAAGUAGAGGAAGAUUUAAAUUCCUUCUUCUCAUAUGAAUCGGCCAGAAAGGGCAGACUUUCAUGAUUGCCAAGCGACAAAACAUAUUCAGCAAAUGGAAAAAGUAGAAAUGUAUGUAUUGUUUGACUCCCCUAUAUUAAAGUUACACUGCUACUAAAGGCAGCACUCAUGUGUUAGUCCUAACCUUGUAGAUGUUAAUCCUGAUAGGCUUAGAAACUGCAGCAUUGUGACUGAGUUUACAGAUACAGAAUUAUCAAAGCAAGGCACUAAUCAGAUCUUCAGUGAUUUGCUAAAGAGAUUUCAGCCAUGCUAACAGAUUUGAAAGAGAAGCUCCUCAGGCAUGCUCAAAUGGCUCUGUUAUCCUUUAAAUCUAAAAAAUGUAUAAAAAUGUUUUCAUUUUUCAUAAAUAGUUCUACUGUAUAAUUUAGAAUUCAGCACUGUGGAAAAAUAUAUUUAAAUAUUAAAACAUGUGACUUCUCUCAAGAUGAACACAAGUUCAAAUCACCUGAAGCAACUUUCUGCUCAAAUAUGUUUCUAGUUAUGUUUUUUUGCUGUCCCAAAAGAAAGAAAAGUGUUCAUAGAUGUUUUCAUCCCAGUGGCGACCCUACCUGAGAGCUUUCAAAAAAUACAUAUUAAAAAAGGACAGUUUUCUGACUUUGCAACCCUGAAUUUGUUGAAGUUCGUAUUUGUUGCCAUCAGAGGGCGCUUAACUGAGUUUAACAGGGAAGUGACUAAAGAAAAUGCAGCAGUAAGUCAGUUACUGUAUGCAUGUGUGUAUGGGAACAUAUGCUGAAAACAAAUGCUAUGUAAAGUAAUAAAAUAAAAAUUUAUACAUUUUUGGC
Pelmatolapia mariae (spotted tilapia) is the source of this 6676-nucleotide messenger RNA. It is a transcript of the gene lats1, whose product is annotated as large tumor suppressor kinase 1. NCBI's taxonomy places the organism in Eukaryota, Metazoa, Chordata, Actinopteri, Cichliformes, Cichlidae. Gene Ontology annotation, biological process: G1/S transition of mitotic cell cycle; peptidyl-serine phosphorylation; positive regulation of apoptotic process. Gene Ontology annotation, molecular function: ATP binding; protein serine/threonine kinase activity. The transcript is spliced from 8 exons. The record is from RefSeq and is a predicted model, not a curated record. The coding region runs from base 284 to 3442 and encodes 1052 amino acids.